This is a messenger RNA of Carcharodon carcharias (great white shark), 3720 nucleotides long. It is a transcript of the gene polk, whose product is annotated as polymerase (DNA directed) kappa. Bases 369 to 3239 code for a protein of 956 amino acids. The transcript is spliced from 15 exons. Gene Ontology annotation, molecular function: DNA-directed DNA polymerase activity; damaged DNA binding. Lineage: Eukaryota; Metazoa; Chordata; Chondrichthyes; Lamniformes; Lamnidae. The record is from RefSeq and is a predicted model, not a curated record. Gene Ontology annotation, cellular component: nucleus. Gene Ontology annotation, biological process: error-prone translesion synthesis.
ACUAUACAGAAACCUCUGUAUCUGUACAGAAAUGUUUCAUACUAUAAGGCAUUGCACUCUGAACCGUGCCACACUAAGCUAUGUGGGCAGAAAACCAGAAAGUUUAAUGCCAGAAUUCUGCUAAUGACGCCUCUGGUCAGGAUGAGGAGACAGUCAAACCUGUGGAAAGUCACUGCUGUUUACUAACAUGUUGGAGAAUGUAAGGGAGUCCUUGCAGUUUUACUCACCACUAAGAUUGAGGAUUUAUCUGAGAUGGCUCAAACUCUCUCUGAAGGAAGCCUGGACACAAUUAUUAGGUCAUACAGGAAUGACUGGAAUGUGUGAUUUAAAAAGAUAAAGGUACAGCUAAAUUGAUAAAAGAAGCCAACAUGGAACAUACUGCAAAAGAAACUGCGGAUAGCUGUGCUCCCAGUGAUGGUGGCAUUCUUUCCAGGAUGGCUCUCAACGAUAAUAAAGCUGGAAUGGAAGGGUUGGAUAAAGAAAAAAUUAACAAAAUAAUUCUGGAAGCUUCUAAGGGAUCAAGGUUUUAUGAAAAUGAACGAAAGAAAGAACAACAGGUGAACCAGCGAAUUGAGAAAAUGUUACAGCAGAAAGCACAGAUUACAGAGCAACAGCUAAAGAAAAGGCAGCACCAGGUGGAGAGAUUUGUAAUUGAACUGGAGGAGAGCCGUGACCUUAGUCGUACAAUUGUACAUAUUGAUAUGGAUGCUUUUUAUGCUGCUGUGGAAGUGAAAGAUGCUCCAGAGCUGAAAGACAAACCAAUGGCUGUUGGAUCAAUGAGUAUGCUGUCAACAUCAAAUUAUCAUGCCCGGAAAUAUGGAGUACGUGCAGCUAUGCCUGGGUUUAUUGCUAAGAAGCUGUGUCCAAAUUUGAUUAUCAUUCCAACAAAUUUUGAUAAGUAUCGAGCAGUAAGCAAGGAGGUACAAGAAAUACUUGUAGACUAUGACCCCAAUUUCCUUCCAAUGAGUCUUGAUGAAGCCUACUUGGAUAUAACAGAACAUUUACAACAAAGGCAGAACUGGCCUGAACACAAAAGGAUGUACUACUGUCAUAGAGAAGUAAAAGAGAAUAGAGAUGAUUUACAGCCACCCUGUGACGACUUGGGAGACAUUUCACCUCUACUUUUUGAAGACAGCCCUCCCAUAUUGUCACAACAAGGGUCAGUCCAUUGUGAAGUACAACAGACAGAUCCUCAUCUGCAAAGCAAUGAAAAAGAAUUACAUCAGCAGAAAGAAAAAAUUGUGUUUGGUGUAACAGCAGAGGAGGCUGUUAAAGAAAUGCGUUUCAGGGUUGAACAGAAGACGAAAUUAACAGCAAGUGCAGGAAUUGCACCAAACAUGAUGUUGUCCAAAGUUUGCAGUGACAUGAACAAACCAAAUGGCCAGUAUCGAAUUCCAGCAGACAGGGAUGUUGUGAUCGACUUCAUAAAGAAUUUGCCUAUUAGAAAGGUACCUGGAAUAGGAAAAGUGACAGAAAAAAUGCUGAAUGCAUUAGGAAUUACUACAUGCACUGAACUGUACCAGCAGGGGGCCCUGCUUUCCAUCCUUUUCUCUGAGAGUUCCUGGCAUCAUUUUUUGCAGGUCUCACUUGGUCUGGGUGACACCCACCUUGAAAGAGAUGGUGAUCGGAAGAGUAUGAGCACAGAAAGAACAUUCAGUGAAAUCAGUAAAGCAGCAGAGCAGUACAGCUUAUGCCGUGAUCUUUGUCAUGAUCUUGAAGAAGAUCUCCAAAAGGAAGGACUAAGGGGAAAAACAGUAACUCUAAAAUUGAAGAACGUAAACUUUGAAGUGAAGACAAGGGCCUGCACAGUUCCAUCACCGGUUUCCAAAGAAGAGGAGAUUUUUGCUGUUGCACAUGAAUUAUUAAAGACUGAGAUUAACAGCGUGCAUCCCCGGCCUCUGAGAUUGAGACUUAUGGGUGUGCGAGUGUCUGGCUUUGUGCAUCAAGAGGAGAAAAAAUCUCACCAAAAAAGCAUCAUCAAAUUUUUGCAUACUGGAAAGUCUGAGAGCGCCUCUGCAUUUGACAGCAUAGAUAUCGAGAAUCAAGCAGAACUUCGAGAAACGUCCAAAAGGGAAAGUUUCUUCAAUAAAAAGUGGCAGCAAAACAAUCAGCAGUCCUUCUUCAACCAAGUUCUUGCAAAGAAGCAACAAGAAAGUUGCAAACCUGCCAUAACAAUCCCAGGAGAUACUGGCGCUGAGGGCAGCGGACUGACCCUAGAAUUAGAGGCUACCAGUAAUUGUCCAAUAUGUUUUGAAAGGCAAGGCGUACCAACUUCAGGGGAAUUUAACAAGCAAGUUGAUGAGUGCCUAUGUGUAACCAAGUCUUUUCAAGUUGCAGAGACAGUAGGCGAAGCAAAUAUUUCAAAAAUAAGUUAUAUAAGCAUGAAGAAAACAUCAGACUUGGAUAAUGAUUUGAAAAAUAAAAUAAUAAAUCUAAAAAGUGAACAGUUAAAUAAUGAGCAGAAAAGAAUGAGAUUUAAGGAGAGACCUUCAGAAACUUAUAGAAACAAUACAGUUGGAGAUUUACAAGGAGAAACUGAAAAUAGCAGCUUUAACUAUGAAUCAUCAGUAAAAAGCAUGACAUGCUAUACAGGGCAAUCUGGUGACCAGGCUCCCCUUAAGGAGAUGCUUAAAAAUCAUAUGCAACUUAACAAUGCAGCAAAAACCAUGGAACUCACUAAGGAUAAAGAUGUGUUAAAAGAGGAAAUUUCAGGCCACAACAAUUUAUUGUGUAAUAAAUUAUCUGCUAAAUCUACUAAUACUACAGAGGAAGAGAAGCAAUUUGGACAACAAGAAUCGACUGCUGGCAUGUUAGAUCUGCCCUCAUUUACACAACUUGACCAGCUAAUACAAAGAACUCAUUACAUGCAGCAACAGUCAGACCAGUCAAUAAGACAUAGCAGAUCAUCAGAGGAAAGGCCCCCUUUUCAUCUAGAAGAACCAGCUGGCCUGGUUUGUCCAAUUUGCAACAUUAAACAAGAAACGACUGAUCUGUCAUUGUUCAACAGGCAUGUUGACAUCUGCCUAAAUCAAGGGGUUAUACAGGAGCUAACUGAAAGACCAGCAGAGCCAGCUACCACUGAAUGCAUUUCAAAUGGAAUAGGUCUGACAGGAUUUGGGAAAACAUCUUCAAAUUCAAUUGCUCGAACAAAAAGGACUGGAUCCGCGGCCCAGCAGCCAACAACCAAGAAAGCAAGAUGUAAUGAUUCCAAAAACACCAUUGAUCGAUUUUUUAAAUAAGCUAAUAAAACAAAUUGUUGAUUUUAUAUCACAGUGAAUUGUCAGUGUUAUAAAGCACAGUGUACAGUACAUGUUAUAAAGCACUUUUGUUUAUAUAUUUAAUAUAUUCUAUUCAACUAGUGAUUUUUGAUUUUAUUAUUUUGUUGAAAAAUUGUUCCAGAGAUAUCUAAGCCACAAAUUUUAGAUGUCGAGAGCAAAUUAUAACUAUUAUUGGUAAUACAUAAUUACUUUUUACAGACUGAAUUUAAAUAAAUAUGAAACCAUAAAUGCUUUUUCACUAAGCAAUACAUAUUUUUGAUCUCAAAAACAUAAUUUGAGUAUUUAAGAAAUCAUGUAAGGUACAAAAAUAAUUUUAAAAGACUAAACUCUUUAAGUUUGUAUAGAAAGAUUGCUAUUCAUAUUUUUGUAAUAAAUUUAUGGAAAGGCACACAACUGUAAACCUGUGUUGUGCUACUUAUAAUAAAAUAAAGUAUUUCUAUUA